Molecule: messenger RNA, 4514 nt
Organism: Coregonus clupeaformis (lake whitefish)
Lineage: Eukaryota; Metazoa; Chordata; Actinopteri; Salmoniformes; Salmonidae
Exons: 11
Coding region: 177-4514 (1445 amino acids)
Source: RefSeq, a predicted model, not a curated record
AAUUAAUGACAAAAUGCAAAAUGAUGAUUUGCGUGUGCGCACAGUUUGCAAAACAUCGUCCAAAACAAAUGCCAUAACAGGUGCAAAAAUUCAAAUUCUAGACGGAUCCACUUUAGGAAACAACCCCUCAUCCCACUCCUUUACCCCAGGAGGAAGGAGAAGAAACAUCAUCUCCCAUGGACCUUGGCAAUACAGAGACAGCAUCCAUACCAACUCCUCUUCCUCAUACAGACCCGGAUGAAUCAAAGUCUGUAACGGUACAGGGAGCAACCCUAGACUGUGGGGUGGACUUAGAAAGGCCCAUGCCUAAGUCAGAGACACCACCUCAGAUAUUAUGGGAAUCACACCCUGCACAGACAGUGUCUAUUUCUCCACUUGCUAACAUAGACCCUGAUGAAUCAGAGUCAGUUCUGAAGCUGGAGCCAGGCCCAUGCCCUGAGAUGGAUCCUGAAAACACAAACUCUGACUCAGUUUUAUGUCAGAUACAAGAGGAAUUUGACUCAGCACAGAAACCAUCAGAGCAGCGAGAUCCAUUCCCAGGUUGGAUCCUGCUGACUGACACUGAUCUCUCCUUUCCAACUGUGUCAGAGACAGCACUGUGUCUAGGACCAGAACUAGACCCAUCUGACAUGAGGGAUUCUGAGGAUCUCAUAUCUGCUUCAGAACCACUUCAGAUAGACGGGGAACCAGACCCUUGCAGGAAAGAACUGGGGUCUAUGCCCAGGCCUACUCCUCAUCCUCACAUAGAUUCCAGAGUGAAGUUGGGGUCAGACCCAUGCCCUGACACAGACUCAGAAAACACUAAAUCUACACCGCCUGAGCUACAAGGGGAGCCCGACACAGCCGAGAUACCGUCAGAGCAGCCGGCCACAGCAUUGACCUCUACGACUGAAUCGGAGGUUGACCUGGCCUCUCCAGCCGCAUCGUGUUCAGUGUCAUGUGUUGGACAACCAGACUUGUGCAAUGGGAUGAGAUUUGAAAAUCCCACGCCUGCAUCAGAGCCACUUCAGACAGAAGAAGAUCCUGACCUAGUCCAGAUACAGGCUAACACUCCUCUCCCUCACCUAGACUCCCAGGGAUUUGAGUCGGUGCCACCUCAUAAAUCUGACGCAACUCAGAUAGGCCUACAGCCAGAACAGCCAGCCCCAGUCUCACUGACUGUCAAGACUGAGCCCGGUCUCUCUUCUCUGGCUGUAUUGUAUCCAGUGGCAUACAUCCGACAAGAACCAGGUGUGGUGACUCUGCAGUCUGACUCACAGGGGAGGGACAGAAUCCUUGAAGGCUCCCGCCUGCGACGCCUCCAACCUCAGCCUCAGUCUCUCCCAUACUUUCCACCCAUACAACCACCAACAUAUUCACCCAUACGUCCUCAGCAGUCUCCAUCCAUAUCGAAUGGCCCUUGUCCGAUGAUCUGUCACUCAACCCUUAUCCCUAGCUGCCCUCCUCUGGACCUCCCACCAGACUUUCCUUCAUAUCACCCCCAGAUUAACCAUAACUGCCCUCAACCAGGCCCUAAUCGCCCCUCACUGACCUCCCAGCUACGCCCUAACCACCCCCAACCACCACCGGACCUCCAGCUCGGCCCAGGCUUACCCGGUCCUCUCCCUGUGAUGGCUGGUUCCAUUCCUGGUUCUCUCCCCAGCCAGCCCCCAACUACCCAGGCCUGGUGUCGCGGCGAGAGCUUCUCCUCCCGGGGGGUGUUUGAGAACUACAGGUGGUGGCAGAACCUCCGGGACAUGGCCAGAAAAAUCUACCCCGACAGUGGACCUGACGCAGAGGCCCUGGCCUGCUUCUUCAUUCCAGUGAUUCGUUCCUUCUGUCUCCAGUACCCCUUGCUCCUCUUCACCCAGGGCAUUAGUGCAGCGGUGGGAGAAUGGAGGAAACUCUCCAACUACGACCGUAUGGAAUACUACCACUUGGCCCAGAAAUUCGUGGAGCUUGAGGUGGAGGAGGUGACAGCUAAGGAAAGAUCAAAGGUCAUACAAAGGUCACUGUCAGGGACAGGUCAGAGUGGAGCCCAGGCUGAGUUGAAAGCAGGUUACACAGGGAAGAGCAGUGCCACCACGUCAGCCAAAGAGACAGAAACCAAAAGCACCACCAGAGUUAACCAAGCCAAGGACAAAACUCAGAGAGCCACCAAGAGUGGCAGUGGUCCUAGAGUGCCCCAUGGUGGCCGACUAGGGAAAGUGGACAUCAAGGUCCUGGAGGAACGUGCCCUCGGGGAGUACACGGCAGCCAUGGAGGCCCUCCUUAUUGACCCCGCCGGGGUCAGGGAGAGGUUAGAGGUCAGAGGUCAAGAGGAAGAGGGGGAUGAGGAAGAGGAGGGAGAAGGAGAUGGGGAAUGCUCGUUCACGGAGUAUCUGAAUGAGCUGUGUAGUCAGAGGGAGUUUGUCACUAAGGUCGAAGCAGUGCUGGAUCUACAGUACCUGUCCUCUCUCCUCACCUUCGACCCCGAUACCAUCGACCUCCUAGCACAGGAGGAGGCACAGGCGGAUCAGGAGAUGCCAGACGUACCUGCCAGUGUUACUAGCACUGACCCAGAGGACUACACUACCCACACUGCAUCUGAAGGCUGUACUACACAACAACUGGCCCCAUCACUCACAGAACACAGAGAAGCUCUGAGCCUACCUAUGACAUCAUAUGAAUUACAGUUCGAGAGGCACUGCAUGUCUAUGUCCAGUAUUCAUCGUAAGAGCCAUUCAACUCCAAACUAUGAUAACCACAAUGCACCUGGCCAUGGGCCUCCAUUGUUCAUACAGACCCAGGACGGUUGUACUGUUAGUGACCUCAUCCCUCCUAUUCCUACCCCUUCACCGUCAGAAACUUUCCAACUGGCAACCUCACAGGACGGCUUGUUUCAGCUUCAAGGACCCUACCCUCCUCCUCAACCUGGGAACAACUCCCACAAUGCACCAUUCCCAAUGCCCCCUCCACACCUCCGAGCGUUCCCUCUCCCACCUCUACCUGUUUGUCACAAAAACUACAACUACCACAACGCACCACCACCGCAAGGGUUUUUCGUCCUACCGGAAAACUAUUCCCCACACCCUAUCCCUAUGCCAGGCCAGGAUGCAUUUCAGAUGUGUCCUCCACAACGUCCCAGGCACUUUGUGUUCAGUGAGGACAGCCCUGAGGGUGGAACCUUCGUGUUUAUUCCAAUGGGAGAUUACAUCCCCCACAAUGCACCACUUCCGAUGAUGAUGAACUCCCCCUCCCCAUUUCCUUUCUCGGAAAGGAACCAGACUUUCCAACAGACACAGUACCAUUAUCCAAACAAUACUAUUGCUGUGAGUGAUGUCUACUAUCCCCCAGGAGCUUUGCCUUGUGAAAAUCAAAACAAUCAGAAUCUUUAUAUAACGACUGGGUCUAACACAGCCUAUGAAGCUACAUUGUCACAUGGUCAUAGCUCGUCAAUAGAACUACCCGCCGCCAUCUUGCCUGUUAUGGGCAGCAGUGGUCAAUAUAUAACAGGCCAUUCAGCCUCAAACUUCGUGAUUCAGGAAUCAAAAGACCCACUCUCAAUCACUUCAAUCCUUGACCUCCAGGGCGGUCCUCUGCCAGGGGAUCUUCUAGCCUCCGAGCCUGCCUCAACCUCAACCACGUCUGGGGAACUCAACAACCUGCACCGGCCUAAGUCCGAUCAACAGAACUACAACCAGUCAGGUCAACAAAACUACAUCUCCCAGACAGAGGCACACUUGUCAAACUCUUCUGUCCCCUUAAAUAUUAGUAAAGAUGGGAUAACCUUCAUGAUCCUGCCUCUGGAAAGAGAGGAAGAUGGAGUGAUGGAGGGAAUGAGUGAAGAAGAAGAGGACUCGGACAACUUCACCGCGGGGCAAGUGGGAGACGUCCCGAAACAGGAGAAUCUGGAGGAAGAGAAAAAAGAAGAGGAGGGAGGCCCGCCCACUCCGAUUGGAUCCCCCGCCCAUUUCCCUCUGGCGGCCUAUCAUGGUGGCAGGAGGAUGUUGACGGACAACCCGCCGUCCUGCCCCCCUAACCUGAGACUCGUAGCCAUGGCUGCCCUCGUCCACUCUGUCUCUUCAACGCCCCCGGAGGGCCAAGGAGAAGACAACGAGGACGAGGGUCAGCUGAACUGGAAGCCCCAGGACCCUUGCCCCUUUCAGCUGUCCCACCCUCCCCGGGACAGGGACAGGGUCACCCCCCCUUCAGGCCAUUGGGAUGGGGAUACCCCCUGUGCCGUACCUGUCCAGUCCUUCAUCAUGGCUGUCUCCUGCUCCACCCCCAGAGGUGACCCCUUCCUGGAUGCUCACCUGACAGGCUGGGUUAGGGACACCCCGAACCCAGCAGGCCCCACAGAGGAGCCUCAAAUUGGGGAAGGGAGUCUGGAGCACAGGCCUCAGCUGGAGGAAGGUCCUAGAGAGGAUCGGACUGGGAGAGGAAUGGAGGUGGAGGAAGCUGACAAGGGAGGUGGACUCAGACACAGAGAGUUCACCGCCAUCCAUAAGCAGCACAGAUCCUGGAUCAGCCCUACUGUCAGAUUGUGUCAGUGA